UUCUUCACUUUCAUCGCCGCCGUCUGCUUCGGGCUGCCGUCACUGCUGCUGUCUGCGCCUCCGGUGUCUCUGCCCGGAUUAUUCGCGGCAGGCUUCUUAGCGCUUGGUACUACUGAAAAAGACGACAAAAUGGCUCAGACAAACCCUAUGCCCAUGGGCCCUUGGAAGAUCACUGUGUACGAUCAGGAGUACUUCCAGGGAAGGCGUAUGGAGUUCACUGCCUGCUGCCAGAACAUCAUGGAGUGCGGGAUGGAGAACAUCCGCUCCCUGAAGGUCGAGUGUGGCGCCUGGGUGGGCUACGAGCACUCCAGCUUCUGCGGCCAGCAGUUCGUCCUGGAGAAGGGAGACUACCCCCGCUUUGAGGCCUACAGUGGCAGCAACUCCUACCGCAUUGAGAGGAUGAUCUCCUUCAGGCCCAUCUGCUGUGCUAGCCACAAGGAGUCCCGCAUGACCAUCUACGAGAUGGAGAACAUGAUGGGUCGUCAGUUCGAGCUGUGCGAUGACUACCCCUCUCUGCAGGCCAUGGGCUGGAUGAACAAUGAGGUUGGAUCCAUGCACAUUCAGAGCGGAGCCUUUGUGUGCUACCAGUACCCAGGAUACCGUGGCCACCAGUACAUCAUGGAGUGCGACUGUCGCGGAGGAGAGUACAAGUGUUACCGUGAGUUUGGCUCCCACUCCCAGACUCCCCAGAUUCAGUCCAUCAGGAGGAUCCAGCACUAA
Molecule: messenger RNA, 720 nt
Organism: Chelmon rostratus (copperband butterflyfish)
Lineage: Eukaryota; Metazoa; Chordata; Actinopteri; Chaetodontiformes; Chaetodontidae
Product: beta-crystallin A1-like
Exons: 6
Coding region: 130-720 (196 amino acids)
Biological process (GO): lens development in camera-type eye; visual perception
Molecular function (GO): structural constituent of eye lens
Source: RefSeq, a predicted model, not a curated record